Onthophagus taurus is the source of this 2092-nucleotide messenger RNA. Its product is annotated as cilia- and flagella-associated protein 206. Gene Ontology annotation, biological process: regulation of cilium beat frequency. The record is from RefSeq and is a predicted model, not a curated record. Lineage: Eukaryota; Metazoa; Arthropoda; Insecta; Coleoptera; Scarabaeidae. Gene Ontology annotation, cellular component: axoneme; ciliary basal body.
UCAUUGCGAGUUACAUGAAAUUCUCAAUAUAAACAUUUGAUUUCAACAAUGUUUAAACAACAGAAAUCAAAAAAUGUCAUAUUGACGUUUUAGAUACCCAUUUUAUAUCGAUUAAACAAUUUUCCAAUUCAUCACCUAAAAUGGAUGAGAUAAUGUUUAAAAAUAUGUGUAAAGAAAUUAUGAGGGAAUGUAAAAAUAGAAGUAUAAAAGUUAGUGAUCGUUUUAUAGCGUACUAUGUCAAACUUCUGUUAUUAAAUCCUGCAUGGAAUAUAUCUUUAACAAAUGCGGAAGAAUUAAGUAGAACUGACUUGCAAAAUUUUGUAAAAUACAUUUAUACAACACUAGAAAUCAAAGAUAGUCCAAAUGUUGUUACUUUAAAAAUGCAACUUUACUUCCAAUGUAAUUUUGAUACAAACGUAAACAUUAUCUCGGAUUAUCGGAAUAAAUUAAAUACUCAAUUGCAACCGUUGGAGCAAGAAAUAUUAAAUUUUAAAAGUAUUGAAGAUGAUGAUUUACAAAAACUAUUAAAGUUAAUUGUUAAUUACCUCACGUUGUUGCAUGGCUUGGGGAAUCCUUCUUCAGAUCAAGUUUAUCAACAAGCUGAAACUGCAUUAAAAAGCGUCUUUUAUAAAAGCGAAUUAAUAGAAUUUAUUCUCGAAGAAAAUCACGACGUAAAAAUCGACCAUCUCAAUAUGUUAUCUAAAUUAGUAGCAGGAAUAAGAGUUUUUAAUCAACGAGCAAUGAAAUCUGGCGAGGGAAUUGAAGAUUUACCUUCACUUCUUGCGCAGGCGAAUGAGCAAACGCAUUCUGAUCUUCAUUAUAUUCUUCAUGAUAUCAUGAAUUUCGUUAACGCACUUACAACAGCAAUUGAUCUUGGUUUUAUUAUUGUAAGAGAUGAUGAGGAGGAUGACGGAACUUUGAAAUUGGUGCUGGAAGAUCAAAAUAAAUAUGGAAGUUAUAUUGAUUACUUGAUAGAUCUUUUAGUGCUUUAUAGGCAAUAUGAAAUUUUUAUAAGACAAAUAAUUGAUGAGGUUGAAUUAUCUAAAGGGAAAUUAGAAGCUAUGUUUGAACAACUCGAGAAUAUAUUGAAAGAAACUUAUUCAAUUAUUUAUCAUAAAACUAUGGUUCAAGCUUCUAUUAUUUAUCCUCAAUUUAUAAAAAUAGCUGAAAUUUGGUACAUAAUGCAAAACGAGGUUAUUGAGCUAUCAAACAUUAAUGAUACAGUUGAGAACUUAAAAAUUUAUUCAGAGCAAACUAAUCGUUACGAAGACAUUAUUUACCAAAUAAUUGCAAGAAGACAAAUUUUAACCGACGAAGACCGCAUGGAAAAAACCGGAAUGUACCGCAAAGCAAUGUUAUAUUGCAAAAAUACAAUCAUAUUAAACCCUGGUAAAAUUCCCAAUUUCGAUCAAGAACCACUAGAACUUUUGGGUUUUUGUCCGUGGAAAUUCGUUCAAAGUGGAGGGGCAUUAAUUCCUGGAAAUCCGGGAAAUGGAGUUGUUAAAAUAAAAAAGAGAUAUUACGUUUUUUCAUGCGUCGAAGCUAUACUAGAAUUUAUUAAAGACCCAGAAAGAAAUGUAUGUCGAGUAUUAGAAUUAGCACGACUUAAACCGGAAGUAAUCGACAUUUUAAGACUUUACGAUCAAUUAGAUGAAGUGAAAACAAUUUAUCAAUUAGUUAAACCGAUCGUAAAAGUAAUAGCAACAGCCGACGAAAAUAUACAAACUGAAGAUCAUCCAGAAAGGUCUCACAUCGAUCCCGAAUAUAUGUGGAACGUCUGGGAUUGGAAAAGAAAAGCUUUAAAAAUGGCUGAUGUAGCAAAGAGAUUGACAAAGUCGACACAAACGAAUGCCACAUCAUCAAGGGGUUCAAUAAAAGUACAAACACACUUCUUAAAGGAUCACAACUAUCAAACCAAAAAAGAUGCUGGAACUUGUGUUCCUACACCAUCAACAUUUAUUUUUGGUUUGAGAGGACGCAAAGAUGAUAAACAAUUUAUUAUUACGUUAACGCGACCUAUUGAAGAGAAAAUUUGUGCUGAUCUUACAGAAAAUUGUCGAAAAUAAAUUAAUAAAACGAAUUUACUUCUUAA